Electrophorus electricus (electric eel) is the source of this 2318-nucleotide messenger RNA. It is a transcript of the gene srsf11, whose product is annotated as serine and arginine rich splicing factor 11. Gene Ontology annotation, cellular component: nucleoplasm. Gene Ontology annotation, molecular function: RNA binding. NCBI's taxonomy places the organism in Eukaryota, Metazoa, Chordata, Actinopteri, Gymnotiformes, Gymnotidae. The record is from RefSeq and is a predicted model, not a curated record.
UUAACGUCUCUGAAUUCUCCUGCAGCGGUCCUGAGGAAAACGGGAAGGUUCGCGACCCAUUAAGCCACAGCCUAUGUUCGAAAUAAGAUAACAAACCUUCUGAAUCCGGGCUUAACGAACUGCGUCGUGCACACAUUUAAACGCGUAUGACCUGACCGUCUGUGGUGCGGUUUAGUACUCUAAAUUUUGGGCUCCUACGAGCUAACGCUAAUUUUGCUAGCUAGCAGGUUUGCUAACCAGCGGGCCCAAUAAUGAACUCGAGCACUAACGUAGUCCAAGUGACAAAUGUGUCUCCCAGCACAACUUCGGAGCAGAUGAGGACACUUUUUGGGUUCCUGGGUAAUAUUGAAGAACUGAAGCUAUUCCCACCCGAUGAUUCUCCCUUGCCUGUGACUUCACGUGUCUGUUUUGUAAAGUUCCUCGAAUCUGAAUCAGUUGGAGUUUCCCAGCAUCUGACGAACACAGUCUUCGUGGACAGAGCCUUGAUUGUCGUCCCAUUUGCUGAAGGAGUGAUACCAGAUGAAUCUAAAGCUCUAUCACUGCUCGCUCCAGCCAAUGCCGUUGCAGGAUUGUUGCCAGGAGGCGGGCUUCUCCCCACACCCAAUCCAAUGCCAUCUAUUGGUGGCGUAGCACUGGGUGGUCUGGGAGGGCCUGCCAUGGAUGCUAUGGCAGCAUUGGGCAUGCCUGGACCCAAUAUGAACCCUCAGUCUUUGUCAGCCGAGCAGCUUAUGAAGCUUAUGGCAUCAAUGGAUCCCAAGUUGAACCCUCUGGCCGCUGGGUUGAACCUGAACCCUGGACUCAAGACAGACGCAUCAAACAAGGAGAUUGAGGAGGCUAUGAAGCGGGUGAGAGAGGCCCAGUCUCUAAUCUCCGCUGCCAUUGAGCCAGGAAAUAAGAAGGAUGACAAAAGGAAGCAUUCGAGGUCGAGUUCAAGGUCACGGAGAAGGAGAUCGAGGUCCCGCUCCAAAUACAGGCGUUCAAAGAGCCGGUCACGGCGAAGGUCUCACUCCAGGAGCAGGAGGAGGUCGAAGAGUCCAAGGAAGAGGAGAUCUCACUCCAAAGACAGGAACAGACGGUCCAGAACAAGUAGGGAUCGGCGGAAAGAGGACAAGAGUAGGAAGCGCUCGAAAACCCCACCGAAGAGCUACAGCAGUGCCAGGCGUUCGCGCAGCGCCAGCCGCAGACACCACCGGAGGAGCCGCAGUGCCUCCCGCUCGCCAAAGAAGUCAAAAUCUCCCAAAAAGAGACUGUCUAGAUCUCCUUCUCCCAGGAGACAUAAGAAGGAAAAGAAGAAGGAGCGCGAACGGGACCGCGAACGGGACCGCGAGCGGAAAGACGACCGCAACCGAGACAAGAGGGAGCGCUCCACCAGCAAGAGGAGCAAAGACAAGGAGAAGGAGCGAGACAGGAAGACGGAUGGCGAGAAGGGCGACGUCAAGGUGACGAGGGAUUAUGACGAAGAGGAGCAGGGCUAUGACAGCGAGAGGGAGGAAGAGCGGGAGAGGAGCGUGGAGACGAUGCUGUCCCCGCAGGUGGUCGGCGCUCGGGCCGACAGCGCCGGGAGAGGGGAGUCAGAUGGCCACAGUGACGAGCCGCAGGACGAGGACAUGGACAUGAGCGAGUGACACGGUGGCGGCCCUGUUCACUGAUCGGAAAUUAGCGCUGCCUUUCCUCCCACAGUGUUUUUGGUUAGAGUUGGGGCAGGGGUGGCAGUUCUUAGAUCAGUGGGGAAGGUCAUGGGCACCUUGAGCCAGAAUCUGUGGAGUAUUCCUCUACUUAUCUAGCUAUGUCCUCCUCCGAACUACUGUACUUGUAGUCUUAUGUCCUCAUUCACAUUUUCGAGCCUUUACUCCUUCCAAAUAUCCUGUUGAGACUUGGAAUGAUGUUACUUUAGGUUAGACUAGACACCUUUUGACACUAAAGAGAUCAUUGGAUCGUUUGUAGGAUAUUGCAUCACAAGACACUGACUUGCUUUUGAUUUAAACAUUCUCACAAUCAGGUGGUGUUUGAAAUCCCAUGUUUUUUAAUAAUCGUCAGGCCUACUGUAUGAUACUUUGUCAUUUUAAGUCUUUGCAGAGAUGGUAGUGGGUUACCAAUGACAUUAACAUGGCUUUUUAUUUGUGAUUUUUAGUUUAAAGUCAUGACUGCUAAUAGUAUUACAGGUUAAUUCAAAUGUGUGCUGCAGUUUCUUUAGAUUAAAAAUUGUUUAAUACUCUUAACUCGUCUUUCCUAUCAUCUAUUGUAGAUUACUUAGAGAAUGGUUACCUGUAUUGUUUGCAAUAUGAAAGUUGAAAAUAAAACUAACUCAGUGUCCAUCA